This is a messenger RNA of Chrysochloris asiatica (Cape golden mole), 969 nucleotides long. Its product is annotated as olfactory receptor 11H6-like. Bases 1 to 969 code for a protein of 322 amino acids. Gene Ontology annotation, molecular function: olfactory receptor activity; G protein-coupled receptor activity. Gene Ontology annotation, cellular component: membrane. Lineage: Eukaryota; Metazoa; Chordata; Mammalia; Afrosoricida; Chrysochloridae. The transcript has a single exon. The record is from RefSeq and is a predicted model, not a curated record. Gene Ontology annotation, biological process: G protein-coupled receptor signaling pathway.
AUGAAAACUCCAGGAAGAAAAAAUCACUCUAAUCUUGUUAGUGAAUUCAUUCUUCUUGGAUUCCCUUGCACCUCAGAGAUCCAGCUCUUCCUCUUCGCACUCUUCUCUGUGACCUAUGUCCUGACACUAAUUGGAAAUUUGUGCAUUAUAUGUGCUGUGAGGUUAGACCACCACCUCCACACCCCCAUGUACAUCCUGCUGGCCAAUUUCUCCUUCCUGGAGAUCUGGUAUGUUACCUCAACAGUCCCAAAUAUGCUAGCCAAUUUUAUCUCUGAGAAAAAAACCAUCUCUUUCUCUGGUUGUUUCCUCCAGUUCUACUUCUUCUUUUCUAUGGGCACCACUGAGACCUUCGUCUUGUCCAUCAUGGCCUUUGACAGGUACUUUGCCAUCUGCAGGCCCUUGCAUUACCCUUCCAUCAUGACAGUUCGACGCUGCAUCAGAAUGGGGACCUGUUGCUGGGUGUGCGGCUUCUCCUGCUUCCUCCUGCCAGUUUAUCUUAUCUCCCAGCUUCCUUUUUGUGGCCCCAACACUAUUGAUCACUUUCUAUGUGACCCAGGACCCCUCAUGAAGCUGUCCUGUGUACCAGCUCCUGCCACUGAGGUUACCUGUGCUGUCUUUAAUUCUGUCCUUAUUUUUUCCACUUUCCUCUUCAUUACCACCUCCUACACUCUGGUGAUAAGAGCAGUGCUGAGGGUACCCUCAGCAGAAGGACGACAUAAAGCCUUCUCAACAUGUGGCUCUCAUCUGGCCGUAGUCUCCCUGUUCUAUGGCUCCAUUAUGGUGAUGUACGUGAGUCCAACAGCAGGCAAUCCAGCUGGGAUCCAGAAAAUUGUGACUUUGUUUUAUUCCGUGUUGACUCCGCUUUUCAACCCCUUGAUCUACAGUCUCCGGAAUAAGGAGAUGAAGGAGGCCCUGAGGAAACUACUUAGGACUUUGAUAUUCGCUCAGGGACAGCCUCUCAAAAACUAG